GUCAUUUUUGAAGAAUUCAUAAUUUUUCUGUCAAUAUUCAACUUUAUUCAAAUAUCAUAUUAGAUGCUAUAAUAUACCUACGUACAUUAGCUUAACAGGCCGGAUCCAUUCGCAGUUAUUAAGCACCUAUAAAUCUCCUGACAGCUCGCUAAAUACAUCAAUAACCACCUAUAACAAGAUGCCCAUAUUCACCGACCCAACACACUUCCCCUCCUUCAACGAACUUCCACCCACCUCAUCCCCCACCCUACCACAAGAAACCUGGUAUCUCAUAGCCCAAAUCCGGGAGGACAUGACAAUAACCAAGCCCACCCUAAUCGUGCGAGACCGCACAGGCAUCGACUUCGCCGUCACAUUCGACGACGGGGACCACCGCGGUCUAAACCCCAAUUCCACCACCAACACCACCAAAGGAAAAACCGGAUUCCGCAAAGGCCACACCCUAGUAAUCCCACGCGCAACCCGCACAGACCGAGGGGACGGCAAAAAAGCCGUAGUCCGGGUCCCAGCAGGCAGCGCAGCAGAUGUCCGAAUAGUACCCGGAGCACUGGAACGGGUGCUAGAGAUGGGCGCUAUAAUAGCAGGGAUUCGGGAGCAAGAAAAACAAGGGACGAGGGUGAAGAAAUGCGCUGUAUGCGGAAAGACGGAGGAAGAUGGGGGGAAAGAGGAUUCGCUAUCGCGGUGUACAGGGUGUGGCCUUGCGGCGUAUUGCAGUAAGGAGUGUCAGGUUAGGGGCUGGAAUGAGCUGGGACACAAGGCGAAUUGUAAGGUUAUUAAGGCGAUUAGGGAGAUAUGGCCCUAAGAAUUUAGGUGGUUAGGGCUGAGUUGGUACUGGAUUGAAUGGCCUGAGACAAGCUGAUUUGUGGGAUGAAAAAUACCAGGUACCGUACCUACCUAGAGAUCUAUAAGUAAUAGCCAUAAACAUUACAGUAAUACAGUAGUGUCAAUAAAAGUAGUCAACAAGGA
Messenger RNA from Hypoxylon trugodes, 966 nucleotides. RefSeq lists its product as uncharacterized. The coding region runs from base 179 to 802 and encodes 207 amino acids. The transcript has a single exon. The record is from RefSeq and is a predicted model, not a curated record. Lineage: Eukaryota; Fungi; Ascomycota; Sordariomycetes; Xylariales; Hypoxylaceae.